AUCCAAUUUAAAGAAAAUCCUCAUCUGGGCCCAUGACGGCCUAUAAACACCACCACUAAUAGCGCAUGAUAGCCAGAUAGACCCGAACCCGGAUGGACCUAUGCGAUCUCCAAAGCCCACAUCAGAUGGCUAUUCUCUCCUCCUUAAGAACGCGCCUUUUCUAUUCAAAUCAAGCAACGCCUCUGCUCCUCCUCAAAAGAAUCUCAAAUUCGGCCAAUUGCUCCAUGCUCACCUGAUCAGAACCACCCAAAUUCAUGAAAACGUAUUCCAGACUAACUCUCUCAUCAAUCUCUAUGCGAAAUGCGGACGAAUCUCUUCGGCGCGCCGACUGUUCGAUGAAAUGCCCGAAAGGAACAUCGUUUCUUGGAGUGCAUUGAUGGCGGGUUAUUUCCACUAUGGUACUGCUACAGAAGUUCUCUCCUUGUUCGUAUCGAUGAAUGACGUGGGAUUCCUGCGUCCCAAUGAGUAUAUAUUAGCAACCGUUAUAUCUUCAUGUUCUGACAUUCGAGCUUUCGAAGAGGGCAAGCAAUGCCAUGCUUAUGUAUUGAAGUCUGGAUUGAUAUUCCAUUCUUAUGUUAGAAAUGCCUUGAUCUAUAUGUAUCGGAGAUUUUCGGAUGUGGACGGGGCUUUGAGUGUUUUUAAGGCCGUGCCGGGAGUGGAUCUUUUUUCGUGUAAUUCAAUGAUUUAUGGGUUUUUGGAACAUGGGUAUUUUCAUGAGGCAUUGGAGGUUUUGGGUAAGAUGGUGAACCAUCUUGUGUACUGGGACCAUGUCACGUAUGUGACAGUUCUUGGUCUUUGUGGUUGUUUGAAAGAUUUGAAAUUGGGUAUGCAGGUUCAUAACCAAAUCUUGACGAGAGAUAUGGAGUGGAAUGUCUAUGUUGGUAGUGCAAUCAUAGACAUGUAUGGGAAAUGUGGUAAGAUUGUAAGCGCUAGGAAUGCUUUUGACCGCUUGCUUGUGCGAAAUGUGGUGUCGUGGACAGCCAUCAUGACAGCUUACUUCCAAAAUGGGAGCUUCGAGGAAGCCCUGAACAUAUUCUUAGAUAUGCAGGUAGAUGGGGUUCAGCCUAAUGAGUUAACUUAUGCUGUUAUGCUGAAUUGCUGUGCAAGUUUGGCUGCUUUGAGGCAUGGAGAUCUACUGAAUGCCCAUGUAGAGAAGUUUGGUUUUAAGGCUCAUUUAGUUGUUGGGAAUGCUUUGAUCAACAUGUAUUCGAAGAGUGGUAGCAUUGAUGAUGCGUGUAAAGUAUUUGCAAGUAUGCUUUAUCGAGAUGUUGUCUCGUGGAAUUCAAUGAUAUCCGGAUAUUCCCGUCAUGGACUGGGUAAUGAAGCCCUCAAAGUCUUUCAACAUAUGUUGACAACAGGAAUGGUUCCAAAUUACAUUACUUUUGUUGGGGUUCUAUCUGCCUGUGCUCACCUGGGUCUUGUGAAUGACGGGUUUUACUAUUUCAACCAUUUGAUGAAAGAGAUGGGAAUUAGACCUGGUGUGGAGCAUUAUACUUGCAUUGUUGGGCUUCUGAGUAGAGCUGGGCUACUUGAUGAAGCUGAGAAUUUCAUUAGGUCUACCCCCAUCCAGUGGGAUGUUGUUGCAUGGAGAACCCUGCUUACUGCAUGUCAAGUCCAUAGGAAUUUUGGCUUAGGAAAGAAAGUUGCAGAGGUUAUCCUUCAGUUGAAUCCGGAUGACGUAGGAACAUACAUCUUAUUAUCUAAUAUAUAUGCUAAAGUGAGAAGGUGGGAUGGAGUUGUAAGGAUUCGGAAGCUGAUGAGGGGAAGGGACAUCAAGAAAGAACCUGGGGUUAGCUGGAUACAGGUGAGGAAUAGCACACAUGUUUUCGUUUCAGAAGACAACAAACACCCACAGUGGAGCCAAAUCUACGAGAAACUUGCAGAGUUAAUAGCACAAAUAAAACUAAUAGGAUAUGUUCCUGAUAUUGCUACUGUGCUGCAUGAUGUUGAAGAUGAGCAGAAGGAAGAGUAUCUUCAGUAUCACAGUGAGAAAUUAGCAAUAGCUUUUGGUCUUAUUAACACGCCUCUGGGAGCACCAAUCCAUGUUAUUAAGAACCUUCGGAUAUGUGAGGAUUGUCAUAUUGCUACAAAAUUCAUUUCGGAUAUCACAGACAGGAAAAUAAUCAUUAGAGAUGCCAAUCGGUUCCAUUGUUUUGAAAGUGGAAUCUGUUCUUGUGGGGACUACUGGUGAAGGACUUCUUCAGUCAAAUAAGGUUUUGAUUCAAAAUUUUCUGUUGGCAAGGAGGGAGAUUAUUGUCUUGUUCAGCUUCAGGAAGUCAUUUGGUGGCCACAUGAUUGGAAUUAGUUCACAAGACAUGGGGAAAACCGUUUCACAAAAGUGGAUUCUUUACUACAAUGAUCUUUCAAAUUCCAAUGACUUUUAUGCAUCUUUGCAAGAUUCUUAUCAGUCUGAUGCUGUGUAAGAACCCCCAAAUAUCUUUUUAUUCCAACAGGUGCCUGGUGAGUUGUGGAGUCCUUUUGUUUUAUCUUCACCACCAAAAUUCCCUUCAGUCUUACUUUUAUUCACCAGUUUAAGUGUUCAAAUCCCUUAAUAUCUGGAUAGCUACAUGCUGUAUUUUGACAUUGAUUUGGGCCUACUUCUUAAAUCUUUUCGAGAUAUCUUGGGUUUUCGAAGGCAAGGUUGGUGUUAUUAUUGAAUAUUGGGGAGGCGGUCUUUUUAAAGGCAAGGGAGGAAUUUUUUGGCAUACGGUUUAUGGGGAUUCCUGCUUCAGAAACUAAACUCUCAGACCUGUCCCUUGUCAACAUGGGCCCCAGUGGGAUUCAUUGCUUAUUGAGAAACAAGACUUAUGAUAUCAUCUUUCUUCAACUCAGUUGCUGAUGUGUACACCACUAAAGUGGAGGCAUUAGCCCAUAGAGAAGGCUUGAGCAUCUUUUAUAAGGAUUUCUCUGGUCCUCUACCUGCAGAAGGAGAUCCUGAAUGUUACUAGAUGGACAUCUUCUGUUUGAGCCUUGAUAAUUCUCUUUCAGUUUCAAUGUGAUUUGCCACCUUUCCUCAAGGCUAAACAUUUCUUUUACUCAUGUAAGCAGGGAGGUGAAUGACUUGGCUGAUGUCUUGGCGAAGGGUAUCAUUUCCAGACCUCGAUGAUGAGGUUUUCAUUUCCUAUUUAUUAAUGUAUCAUUCUUGUUACUUCAAUGAACCUGUUGUUAAUUCUC
Molecule: messenger RNA, 3174 nt
Organism: Magnolia sinica
Lineage: Eukaryota; Viridiplantae; Streptophyta; Magnoliopsida; Magnoliales; Magnoliaceae
Product: pentatricopeptide repeat-containing protein At5g39680
Exons: 3
Coding region: 101-2191 (696 amino acids)
Biological process (GO): RNA modification
Molecular function (GO): protein binding; RNA binding; zinc ion binding
Source: RefSeq, a predicted model, not a curated record